AUGUAUACAUGUACACUUUGUAAAACUCCACACGAGUUAGAUUUUCUGCGAGACCAGCAAAUUUCCUUCAUUGCAUGUGGACAGAACCAUUCAGUGUUUCACUCAUUGAAUGGUAAGGUCUUUACCCUUUCGAAGAAUUCAGUAGACACUAUUGAUAGCAGGUUAGAAGGGCAUGCAGAACUAGAAGACAGAAAGAUAAUAUGUGGAAGAUGGUACACUUUGGCCUUUAUACCUUCCAGCAAUAAUCUUUAUAUAUUUGGGCCAAAAUCAUUAGACGACACCAAUUUCACAUUGGUGGAGGUCAAAUCAUUGUCAGAACAUUUCUCUGGUGAUACUUUGGAUGCUAACGGAAGAUCUUUAUUCACCAACAUAUACUGUGGUGGACCUACCUGUUAUUUUAUCACCUCAGAGGCUAACCAGAUGGGCAAUAACAAUCCUAAUACACAGGAUGAACAUUUUUCAGAACAAGUGAUUUAUCAACUAGAUACAAAAUCAAUAUCGGAACUUUCAGCCAUAUCACAUUUAUCAGUUGUUCCAGACAAUAUUGAAAAAGCCAUCCAGAAUUUGUUUUCAUCAUCGGCCUGUUUGAAUGCAUCAUUCCUUAGAAGUGAACAUUAUUGCUGCAAUGAAGAGAACUCAGGACUUAAUCUUGUUAGUGCUAGGAAAACCUUCAAAAGAAUUUCCCGAAAACAUAACAUCUUAUCAGAGAUUUCUAAAGUAAUACAUACACAACUAAGUCCAACUCUAUUGAAAUCGCCUCCUGGUAUAGAAGCGCUUCGACUUUACUUGUUACUACUGGAAUUUCCCACAAUGCAAUUCCCUGAAUUGUACCUUCAAUCUAUCAUUAGCAUCACUAAAGCAUUGUGUAAUCUUUCGCCUGAGAUGUCAAAAGUCAUUGAUACGUGGAUUGGAAAUCUCCUGCCUGGUCGUUUCAAACAUCUAAUAAUUACCUUCAAAAAUGUGGUUGUACAUUUGUUGUCCGAACAACGAAACAGACCCGUGUUCACACUUGAAUGGAACAUAACAAUUGCCCUGGACAUGCUUAAGAAACUCAACAAGAUCUUUGAAGAGAAAGAAGAGAGUAUCGAACAUGUUUCGUACACAUCGUUUUAUAUUCCUGAGGUCAAUUUACUCUGGGAAGGGUCAACACUUCCACCUACAUCGGUUAAGCUACUAAAACAGUUCCUGGAGAAGUAUCCAUUUAUUCUGGAGAAUACAGUAAAGAUGCAUCUUAUCCUAAUUGACAGCCAAGAACAGAAAAUGAGGGCAGUGAAUGAAGAAUCGUUCUUUUGGAGGAUGUUGCAAGGAAUCGGGUGCAACAUGUUCAUGAUAAACCCUCCAUUGCGAUGUUAUUUUUUUCCAUUGUCGUUGACCAUUGAUAGACAAGACAUUGUAGAUAGCACUCUGAGGCAACUAAACAGGCAUUCGGAAAGAGAUUACAAGAAACCAUUGCGGGUGAUCUUUAAAGAUGAACUAGGAAUAGAUGAUGGUGGUCCUCACAAGGAGUUCUUUCAAGAGGUAUUCAAAAAGAUUUUUGAUCCACAAUUUGGGAUGUUCAAGGAAUUUAGUACAGGAACAGUUUGGUUCAACCCUCAGUCUCCUAAGGAUUGGUCAAUGUUUCGAAUGGUUGGUUUACUCUGUGGAUUAGCAAUCUACAAUCAAGUUAUUGUGAACCUACCCUUCCCCCUAGCACUUUACAAAAAGCUGCUUGAAAGGCCAGUGUAUCUGACAGACAUGAAGGAAUUGGAUAAAGGAAUGGCAAAGUGCUUAAAAGCUAUCUUAGAUUAUGAUGACUACGAUCUACAGGAUGCAUUCAACAUGUACUUUCAAGUAUCCACAGAAUUCCGUGGAGAGGUGAAUACUUUUGACCUCAAGGAAGGGGGUAAAGACAUUCCUUUAAACUAUGACAACAAACAGGAGUAUGUUGAUCUGUAUAUUGACUGUAUCUUCAAUGAAUCAGUGAAGGAUCAAUAUAGUGCUUUUGCAGAGGGGUUCUUACAGGUCUGUGGUGGACCAGUACUACAGAAGUUCCAUCCUCAGGAACUUAAGACUAUGGUUGUUGGCAAUGACCUUUAUGAUUGGAAAGAAUUUGAACGUUCUUUGUGCUCGGCGUGUGGGGGCCCCAAACCGAGUGUUAAGCUCGACCGGCUCUCAGGGUGCCGGUUGUGUCGCUCGUGUAGCAAGGCUGAGCCUUGCAAGAUUUGUGCGUGCUGGCCCCCGACUAAGUUUGCGGCGGCUCUGGAUUGGGCAGCUCAGGCUGCCACUCGAUCUCAGGGUUCGCUGCCGGCUGCGUCGGGGAUUGUAGCGGCGCCGGAUGACUCGCCUCCACCGCUGGAGGAUUUGUCGGCUUCGCGUUCGGCGGGUCCUUCCCCUCCGCUGGAUCCGGCGCUGGUUUCGUUGAUUUCGGAGCAGGUGGGCCGGGUGGCUCGGGAGGUUUUCGCCGGAAUGCGGGCCGCUUCGGCGGUUCCGGAUCCUGCCCCGCCUGUCCCUGGGGAUGGGUUCCGGGUGGCCGGCGAGUCGCCUAUGGACGAAUCGUCCAAGCAUCUUGAGUCGGAAUCUGAGGACAUUGUCCUCGGCUCCGAUCUCUCCAUCCUUGAUCAUUUGGGGGUCUCUUUUUACACUCCGUGCCGGGGUGGUUUGGGGGCGGGUCUGUGUGGGCCGCCGGCUCCUGCGCGUCCCGCCCACCCAGUCCCGGUUGUGGGACUCCACCCGGACCUCAUCCUUUGCCUGAAUUCCCAAGCGAAAUCCAAGCCAGUUGCUGCGCCACGGCGUCUUACGGCUGGUUUUCCGGUCCCCGAGGACCAGUACAAGCAGUUCAUUCAGGUGCCGCCCAUUCCUCGCGCUGCCAAGGGCAGACUGCGGGAGGAUCAGAAGCUCUCUUCUACUUCUAAGGUUUUGUUUUCUAACAAAGCUCAGGGUGCAGCUGAGGAGGCUUUGGCCUUUGUGGACCGCACGGCUCGGGAGGGCAUAUGCUCAGUGAAUGGGGCGGGGUUUGCUUUGUCCUUCUUGUCUGAUGCUGACGCUAACCCAACUCUCGCCCCGGUCUCGUCCCGGACGCCAUUGGCCUCCUUCGGGCGGGCAUUGGCCUUAUUCCGGACCAGUUCCAUCGCCCAGGCUGCCGGCACGGCCCGGAGGGCUAAUGUGCUCCGGGCGACGACGGUCAGCCCUGGUCACUUUGACCGGUUUUUAGACUGCCCUUCUUUUGGGGCAGAGGACCUCUUCUUUUGCCAGUUCGCGGCCAAAGAAGAGGCUUGGGCUAGGGAGUUGGAAGCGUGGCGUCAGACUAGGGCUAAGUUCCCUGGGCUGGGCGUUCUCGAGGCCGCCACAUCAGCCCCAGCAGAAACAGCCUCUGUUCAUCGCAGCCCGCAGCCGCUGUCCCUCCUGCUCCUGCUCCUUACUAUCAUGCCAGUGUAUCUGACAGACAUGAAGGAAUUGGAUAAAGGAAUGGCAAAGUGCUUAAAAGCUAUCUUAGAUUAUGAUGCCUACGAUCUACAGGAUGCAUUCAACAUGUACUUUCAAGUAUCCACAGAAUUCCGUGGAGAGGUGGACACUUUUGACCUCAAGGAAGGGGGUAAAGACAUUCCUUUAAACUAUGACAACAAACAGGAGUAUGUUGAUCUGUAUAUUGACUGUAUCUUCAAUGAAUCAGUGAAGGAUCAAUAUAGUGCUUUUGCAGAGGGGUUCUUACAGGUCUGUGGUGGACCAGUACUACAGAAGUUCCAUCCUCAGGAACUUAAGACUAUGGUUGUUGGCAAUGACAUUUAUGAUUGGAAAGAAUUUGAACGUUUGGUUGUAUACAGAGACAUCUUCAGCAAGAAACAUAAAACUAUCAAAUUUUUCUGGCAAGUUUUCCAUGAUUUCACAUUGCAAGAAAAGAAGAAGUUUCUAGCAUUUUUAACAGGUAGUGAUCGGAUCCCUGUGCAGGGCAUGUCUCGGCUAAAAAUGAUAAUUCGGCCAGUAUUUGAAAGCACUGACUAUCUACCAACUGCUCAAACCUGCUUCAACAUCUUUGAAUUACCUUUGUACAAAAGCAAAGAAAAAAUGAGGGAGAAGUUGUUAAAGAUGUUAGAGCACGGUAAAGGAUUUGGGCUUCAGUAAUUUGCAGUAUUCUGACAUGACAACUGGGAUCCAUGCAAGAUUCUCGCAUUCUAUAAUAUCAAAAACAUAACCAUCAAAGGAAGACCAUACCAACUGAAAAGGGACAAUGACUGCUUUUUGCAAAUUAUGCCGCAUCACCCAGAGAGUUUAGAUUGGGUAAUCACAGCAAUUGUCCAGCAUUUAGGCAAGACUUGACCUGAUCAGGGAA
This is a messenger RNA of Anneissia japonica, 4306 nucleotides long. RefSeq names its product probable E3 ubiquitin-protein ligase HERC3. Gene Ontology annotation, molecular function: ubiquitin protein ligase activity. The coding region runs from base 1 to 4098 and encodes 1365 amino acids. NCBI's taxonomy places the organism in Eukaryota, Metazoa, Echinodermata, Crinoidea, Comatulida, Comatulidae. The transcript is spliced from 20 exons. Gene Ontology annotation, biological process: protein polyubiquitination. The record is from RefSeq and is a predicted model, not a curated record.